CGAAAUCCCAUCCCAUCGACCAUUUGUGCUUUUCCUUCACUCUUCACUCCUUCGACCACAGCAACCACCUUCAAAAUAAGGAUGAAAUUCACUUACAUAUCUCUAUUUGCAGCAUUUGCAGCGACAGUGCUCGCUAGCAACGUCCUCGAACUCGAAUCGACAACAUUUGACCAGCAUAUCGGUGGGGACGCUCCCGCUCUGGUAGAAUUUUUUGCCCCUUGGUGCGGACACUGCAAGAACCUUGCACCUGUGUACGAGCAGCUCGCUGACGCCUACUCCCACACGCAAAAGGUCAUCAUCGCCAAGGUCGAUGCUGACGGUGCGGGCAAGGAGGCUGGUGCGCGGUUUGGUGUCACUGGAUUCCCUACACUGAAGUGGUUCCCGGCGGGCUCACUCGAGCCAGAGCCGUAUGAGGGACAGAGGGAUCUCGACGCCUUGAUCUCUUUCGUCGAGUCCAAGUCCGGCGUCAAGGCUAAGGGCCCCCCUCCCCCUACUCGCCAGAUCCUCCAGUCGCACGACUUUGACGAAGUAGUGAUGGACCCGUCCAAAGACGUGCUCGUUGCCUUCACCGCUCCCUGGUGCGGCCACUGCAAGAACCUCAAGCCCACGCUGGAGAAAGUCGCACAAGACUUCCAGUCCGAACCCGCCUGCGUCAUCGCAGAGUUCGACGCCGACGCCGCGACGAACAAGCCCAUCGCAGGACGGUACAACGUCAAUUCCUAUCCUACGAUCAAGUUCUUCCCCCGUGGGAAUGACAAGGUUGCUGAGGACUACAUGCAGGGGAGGAGCGAGGAGCAAUUUGUGGAAUUCUUGAACGAGCGCUGCGGGACUUUCCGCUCGUCUGGUGGUGUGCUUAACAGCCUUGCCGGCCGUAUCCCCUCGCUCGACUCCCUCGCCUCCAAAUUCUACUCCUCCAUCCCCGAUCGCGACACCCUCCUGAAAGAAGCUUCCUCCGCAGCAGCCGCGCUCGAGCUAGCGCAGAAGACAAGCGGUGACUACUACCUCCGUGUGAUGAACAAGGUAUCCGAGUCUGGCGAAUGGCUGCACAAGGAGAGCGCGCGGCUCGCAUCUAUCCUCCAGAAGAAGACGCUCGCCCCGGCGAAACUGGACGAGAUUCAGCGCAAAGCUAACAUCCUUGCUUCGUUCGUGGAGGAAAAGCUUAAGGAAGCGGCGGACGAGGCGCAGCACGUGUUCAACGCUGGCAGCGAGAAGGGUGCGGAGGCGACGGAGAGGGUUAGGGAGGAGCUGUAGAACGACUCGAGUCCGAUUGCUUGGAGUGGAGGAGAGUGAAGCAUUGCGCAUAGGAAUAUGCAGAGUAGUAUGUAUGUCACUACUCAGACGUGAGAGCAAGGUAGGAUAUUUAUGCCCAAUCUUUCCCUUUGCCCCGUGCAGGUAGUAGGGCAGGUUCAUCCCC
Molecule: messenger RNA, 1414 nt
Organism: Dacryopinax primogenitus
Lineage: Eukaryota; Fungi; Basidiomycota; Dacrymycetes; Dacrymycetales; Dacrymycetaceae
Product: disulfide-isomerase precursor
Exons: 8
Coding region: 82-1251 (389 amino acids)
Biological process (GO): protein folding
Cellular component (GO): endoplasmic reticulum
Molecular function (GO): protein disulfide isomerase activity
Source: RefSeq, a predicted model, not a curated record